Molecule: messenger RNA, 828 nt
Organism: Notechis scutatus (mainland tiger snake)
Lineage: Eukaryota; Metazoa; Chordata; Lepidosauria; Squamata; Elapidae
Source: RefSeq, a predicted model, not a curated record
UAAGAAAGGCAGUCAAGGUGGGCUGGAUUGAGGUCGCUUGUGAGCACACAGGGAUUCUUCACUGAUGACGCCUUUGACCCCGGUCAUCUCCAGUGCUCCUGACCGGUCCCCCUUCUUCUCUCUCCUCUUCCCGCUUUGGGUUUGUAGGGCCCGAACGGCGGAUCGUCCUGGUGGGCAAAAGCGGCGUGGGGAAAAGCGCGGUGGGCAACACCAUCCUGGGAAGCCCGGUCUUCAAAUCCAAGAUGUCGCCCGUCUGCGUCACCAAGACUUUCCAACGGGAGGAGGCCCUGCUGAACGGCCGGAAAGUGGUGGUGGUGGACACGUCGGACUUCCUCGACACGGCUCGUCCCGAGCGGAAAACCUUGGCUGAAGUGAGGAAGUGCAUCAAGUUUUGCCCCCCGGGCCCCCACGUCAUCCUGCAGGUGAUGCGCCUGGGCUGGUUCACCCAGGAGGAGAAGGACGUGGCGCGCUUGAUGAAGGAGAUCUUCAGCUUGAAGGCCAAGGAUUACGUGAUCAUCCUCUUCACCUGCAAGGCAGACCUGGAGGGCAAAACCGUGGAGAAAUUCAUCGCCGAAGGCUAUGCAAGCCUGAAGGAGCAGGUGUACCAGUGCGGCAACCGCUUCCUGGCAUUUGAGAACAAGGCUGGAGGCGUGGAGUACGAAGCUCAGGUGGGCCAGCUGAUGGCCAUGAUUGACGCGCUGGUGGAGAAGAACCGCGCCGCGCCGUGCUACAUGGAGGAGAUGUUCAAGGCUGACAAGGAGCACUUGGCCAAAAACUGGGGCUUUUCCUGGCUGUUUCCUUUCCUUUGAGGGGGAUGGCAGCGAAACG